Quercus lobata is the source of this 477-nucleotide messenger RNA. RefSeq lists its product as uncharacterized. Gene Ontology annotation, molecular function: RNA-DNA hybrid ribonuclease activity; nucleic acid binding. The record is from RefSeq and is a predicted model, not a curated record. Bases 1 to 477 code for a protein of 158 amino acids. The transcript has a single exon. Lineage: Eukaryota; Viridiplantae; Streptophyta; Magnoliopsida; Fagales; Fagaceae.
AUGUUCAAAAUCAACAUUGACGGGGCUGUAUUUGCUGAUCAAAAAGUUGCAGUUGUGGGAGCUUUGAUUCGAGAUGAGGAAGGUAAUGUUAUUGGGGCCCUUAGCAAGAAGAUUUCAGCCCCUCUCAAAGCAGUAGAAAUCGAGGCAAAAGCAGUGGAGGUCAGGCUACAAUUCGAUAAAGAUCUUAGUAUACAAGAUUUUAUUCUUGAAGGUGACUCCUUUUUGGUGAUCAAUGCUAUGAAGGAACUCUCUCCGCCACCAUCAUCUGUGGCUGCUAUUAUUUCUAGCUCUUUGUUGGUUUCUCAAGAGUUUAGACAGGUUGUUUUUUCACAUGUCCGUAGGCAAGGCAAUAGGCUAGCUCAUUUAUUAGCUAAAUAUGCUUCUGGCAUAAAUGAUUUUUCAGUUUGGUUAGAAGAGGAGCGUUGUUUCCUUAACCAAGCUCUGAUUCAAGAUGUAACUUACUCUUCUUUGGUCUAA